Ipomoea nil (Japanese morning glory) is the source of this 1134-nucleotide messenger RNA. RefSeq lists its product as uncharacterized. Lineage: Eukaryota; Viridiplantae; Streptophyta; Magnoliopsida; Solanales; Convolvulaceae. The record is from RefSeq and is a predicted model, not a curated record. The transcript is spliced from 2 exons. Gene Ontology annotation, molecular function: zinc ion binding; nucleic acid binding. The coding region runs from base 1 to 1134 and encodes 377 amino acids.
AUGGUGGAAGGUGAGGCCAUGCCGAAACAGGAGAAGCGCGAACCGCCAUCGCUGUCAUUUAGAGAUGCCGUUGCGGGAAAGACGAUCGCGUUCGUUAACCCGACGCUAGGUGAUCAGGACGACGGUGACUCCUCGGAUGAGGAUUCGCAGAGGGAGGAAGAUGACCCUCUGUGUCCGAUCAUCAGGCUAACCAAAGAGGAAAAGGCGGCGAUUAGAGAACCGUGUGGACAAGCACUAAUCAUAAAGGUGUGGGGCAAACGCGUAGGAUAUUCGUUCCUGAUGAGGAAGCUCUGCGCAUUAUGGAGGCCGAAAGGAAGCUUUGAAAUGGUGGCGAUCGACAACGACUACUUCCUCGUCAAGUUUGGAUCCAGAGAUGACCUCGACUACGCCAAAUUCGAAGGGCAAUGGAUGAUCCUCGAUCACUAUCUGAUCGUUAAGGAAUGGAGGCCAAACUUCGAUCCCAUGGCGGAUAAGACUGAGAAAGUCUUGGUAUUCACGCUUAAAGGAAGACGUCGCUCCAUUGCAUAUGAAGGCUUGCACUUGGUAUGUUUUAAUUGUGGGACGUAUGGACAUAGCCAGGAUUUUUGCCCAGCGAUUGUAACCAAUGCUCCAUCUGAGACUGAGGUAAGCCAAGAAGUGCUGGUGAAAACAGCAGCGAAGCAGAACCCUGUGGAGGAGGCGAUGGCGUCGAAACCCUACGGUUCGUGGAUGGUUGUCACCAAGCCGGAAAGGUGCUACACUCAAAGACUAGGGGCACGUGAUCAACGUACGGGAGAGGUAGCGAAGAGCCAAGGUCAGUCAUGGUUUCAACCACUGGAUGGGUUGCGGGAUGAGGAUGGCCUGGAGGGUGAGGCAGGGAACAUGGCGGAUGUUGUAAGGGGGGAUGAAAGGGUGGCGAUCCAGACAGCAGAGAAUAAGAAAGGAAGCCAAACUGUGUCUACCACUAGGAGGCAGCGGAGGGCAAAUGUGGUGGUGCAUGAGAAGCAGAUAGCGAAUCAGAAGGAGGCUACCACCACGAGUGCGGCCAAAGGGAAGGAAAAAGAAAAUGGAUCACACAAGGCUCAAAGAAGUGGACCAAGUCGGGCGGCGGAGGAGGAUGAGCACGUUGUAGUGCUUGGAUCACAAGGAGGCUAG